Strongylocentrotus purpuratus (purple sea urchin) is the source of this 3012-nucleotide messenger RNA. Its product is annotated as sphingolipid delta(4)-desaturase DES1. Gene Ontology annotation, biological process: ceramide biosynthetic process. The record is from RefSeq and is a predicted model, not a curated record. The coding region runs from base 76 to 1068 and encodes 330 amino acids. NCBI's taxonomy places the organism in Eukaryota, Metazoa, Echinodermata, Echinoidea, Camarodonta, Strongylocentrotidae. Gene Ontology annotation, cellular component: membrane. The transcript has 5 exons. Gene Ontology annotation, molecular function: sphingolipid delta-4 desaturase activity.
UAGCAUGCACUAGUAUCGAAGGUGUGGUUUAUUUUCGGAGUGAUCAAGAGACUUUUUGGACAUAUUUCUUCCAAAAUGGGGGGCUCAGUGUCAAGAUCAGACUUUGCAUGGGUGUACACUGAUGAACCACACUUCACAAGAAGAAAGGAGAUGCUAAAAAAAUAUCCACAAAUCAAGAGGCUAAUGGGAUACGAUACCAACAUUGCAAACAUCAUGCUUGCCAUGGUUUUGGUCCAAGUUAUCACGUCAUACCUUCUCCGGAACGAAUCAUGGAUGACCAUUGUCAUCGUAGGCUACUGCUUUGGAGGGGUGGUCAAUCAUUCCAUGACCCUGGCACUACACGAGGUUGGUCACAACUUGGCGUAUGGACAUGCUAAACCAAUGUGGAACAGGAUAAUAGGAUUCAUUGGUAAUCUGGUGAUAGGUGUACCCAUUUCAGUGUCUUUCAAGAGAUAUCACCAGGAUCAUCACAAGUAUCAGGGUGAAGACACCUUGGAUCCUGAUAUCCCAUCAGAAUGGGAAGGCAUCCUCUUUAGAAAGCCUUUUACUAAAGCUAUCUGGAUGCUCCUACAGCCAGCUUUCUAUGCCUUCAGACCAUUCAUCAAGAGACCUAAGGUUCCCAGCAAGCUAGAGAUCAUCAACCUUGCUAUCCAGAUAGUCUUCAAUGCAGCCAUCAUCUAUUUCUUCAGUCUGAAGGCUUACAUCUAUCUCAUCUUGGGGUCUAUGAUGACCAUGGGUCUUCAUCCUCUGGCUGGUCACUUCAUCUCAGAGCACUACCUCUAUGAGGAAGGACACGAGACAUAUUCUUACUAUGGACCUUUCAAUUACAUUGCCUUCAAUGUGGGAUACCACAUGGAGCACCAUGAUUUCCCAAACAUCCCCGGAUACAAACUUCCACUUAUCAGGAAGAUCGCACCAGAGUACUACGAUCCACUGCCAACUCAUGAAUCCUUUGCUAAAGUAGUAUGGGAUUUCAUCAUGAGCCCUAAGAUAGGACCUUAUGCUCGUGUCAAGCGACCCAACUCUAUUGACCCCACGUCCAUUGACCCCUGGGAUAUGCCCCAUUAGUGUCUGCUCUGUGUGAGUGUCUGGUGUGGGUGUGUCUUUCUGCAAUCAUAUCAACUAAUUUAUAUACAGUUCAUAGACGUUCAUAAUUCUUUUGUCAGGGAAGAGCCAGAAGGGUGUUAACUUGUUUCAUGUAGAGUCAAUGCCCUUCUGGCUCUCAGCAAACAGUCUGUACGUUAUGCGUAAUGCAUAGAUUCCUUCAUCGGGUGGAACUAUUUUCUUUUAGGUUUUGCGCAAUCUUUGAUGGUGCUGGGGAAUGUUGCGUCUAUUCACAGAAUCUUGCUCUCACCAUAUGUCAAGAAAUUUGGAUUAAAAAACUUGUCCAUUUUGAAUUCCACCGAAAGAUGAACCAAUUUUAUAUGAAUUUUGUUUUAAGUCCAAUUUUGAAGGUGGUAUGGACUAUCUAUGGAAUAAAUGCUAUAUUUGAUGCAGGAUAGGUCAUUAUUUGACUGCAGUAUAAGCAGAAUGAUAAUAUAAGUCAAACUUUGUAAAAAAAAUUGGCAAUCAAUCUGUAUGUUAUACAUGUAUUUACUUAGGUAAGUCCAUUUUAUGUCAUUUAUUGCAAUAUAAGCAGAAUAAUAAAAUUCGUAAAAUUUUGAGUUCGUAUUGGUUAUGUUACGGUCUCUCAUAUACAUUUCAUGUGUUUUGGCAUUACAAGGAAUUUUGUUUGUAAGAAAGUUACCCUUUGACUUACUUGACUGUAAGCAUCAUUUCUUUGUUUGUGCACUAUAUGUACAUACAUGUAUAUGAUGAAAGAUAUAUAGAACGAUCAAUAGUAUGUUCACUGUUGUUUUUUAACCCAGUUGGAUCAAGAAACUCCCUGAAUCCUGAAAAGAAAAACUUUUUAAACAAUUUUUUAUGAAUAAAUCUUUGCAUGCCUUUGGUCACUUUGCCUGAUCAGUACAAGACACUCAUACUUCUUCAUUGACCAUUCUUUUACCUGUAAGUGGUCAUAGUAUAAGGAGUCUGUGAUUGAACAGUACUACAUUGCAGACUAAAUACGGGACCUCAUGCUUGUCUGUAAAAAUGGUUAUCUGUUACCUUUAUGAAAACUGUCGAUUCGAUCUCUUCAGCCAUUCCACUUUAUAAAAUUGAAAGUGUUUGACAAUACUUUCAGGGUUAAUUUACUCUUAUCUUAUUAGACAACAAGAUGAAUCAACUGUCACAUAACUGAUGUAUCAUUCAGGUAUGAAUGAUGAGCCGAAUAGCUGUAUGUUAUACAGAGCUAGGAUCUUUAUUAUCCUUUUAACAAGGGUUAUUUGUUUCAUCCGAAAAUUUAAAAAAAAUAGCUUGGGUGACCAAUGAUAACAAAACCAAUUAUUUGUUUAGGAAGUUGGCUGGAUGUCAAGUGGUAUGGCACAGUGAAAUGUCAUAAUGUUAGAGGUGCUGUAGUCUAGUGAUUAAAUCCCUUGACUGGGAAUGCAAAGAUUGUGGGUUUGACUGGCACUUAUGCCCUUAAGCAAAGCGUUUAUCUACAUUGUUCCUCUCCAGCCUUUCAAGUGUGGAUUCCUUUUUUGCCUGAAAUAUUGACAAAUUUUUUCCUUUUAAUCUUAAAAAUAACUAAAAAUUCCUUUAAUCUUGUGCUACAUGACUGAUGACCUUGUAUUGGGUUCAUUAUGAUUAAACUUUUUGUAAGGAAAAGUAUGAUUUUACCAUUCUUGUGACAAAACAGUGUGAAAUAUUUGAUCUAACUUUCAUUUUAGUAGAUAGCAAAUUAGCAAUAUGCAGUUUGUUACAUGUUGCAGUUCAUUGUAUGCUACAGUAUUUAUAUGAUUACUUGAUAGACUUCAGAAUGACUUUGUUUUCAUUAUAAAUGUAAUAAUGGUUAUAUGUAUGAAUCAUGCUAUUGCCAGACAUGAAUGUUAAUCAUUUCUGAGAGAAUAUUAACAGGAGAGCUGGCACAAUUAAAAAUGAAUAAAAUAAAUUGUUUCUAUAUUUCUUGGGAAA